Molecule: messenger RNA, 555 nt
Organism: Physeter macrocephalus (sperm whale)
Lineage: Eukaryota; Metazoa; Chordata; Mammalia; Artiodactyla; Physeteridae
Gene: OOSP3
Product: oocyte secreted protein family member 3
Source: RefSeq, a predicted model, not a curated record
AUGCAGAAUGCCUGCUACUGUCUUUGGUUGGGAGCUGACAUCGUGAAGGCUUCUGUGGGGUUACGAUCAUCUUUACUUUUCGGCAUAAUUUUGGCUUUUUCUGAGCAAGAGUCAGUGUCCAUAGGGUGUACUUCUUCUACAUUCUGGGCUGUUGUUCCACUGACUCUACUUGGUCAAGGCCGCCUCUUGCAUUCUGAUGAAGUGUCUCUGGGAACUGGCUGUCCUGUCAAGAUAACUGAGAAGGGGUAUGAGUUUAAUUAUUUUGUCAUUGAGUGUGGGAUUCAGAAAGAGGUUUUCUCCAGGGGAGUGAUUUUUUAUUCAGUUCUCUCUUGUAACAUAAUGCACAAAGAGGUCACUGGAAAAAUUCCUUUAAGGUGUAUUGUUUUCAGCACUAUCAACAACCAUCUUGCAAAGUUCAAAAAUGAGAUUCCCUCUGCCACUUCUUGUUCUUCUUGGAACUUAACCGACCUUUGCCUGUUUGGAUUGCCUUGGAUUCCAUACUUCCAACACUCCUCGGUGAGGAUCCUUAGAACAGGCAGCAGGUGCUGGGGUUGA